This is a messenger RNA of Blastomyces dermatitidis ER-3, 201 nucleotides long. RefSeq lists its product as uncharacterized. The record is from RefSeq and is a predicted model, not a curated record. Bases 1 to 201 code for a protein of 66 amino acids. NCBI's taxonomy places the organism in Eukaryota, Fungi, Ascomycota, Eurotiomycetes, Onygenales, Ajellomycetaceae. The transcript has 2 exons.
AUGGCAGUGGAUGGACCAACAUUGCAGGUGCUACAUUGGAACGAUUUCAAAGACGCGGUGUCAGACCAAAACAAUGCGAAAGCAAUGGUGGACUCAGCCUAUGCCGCAUAUUUCUCGUCACAGCGAACCCAGGAUGAACACCAGGAUGCAGGAUCUCGAAAGCCGUCUCCCAACGGCAAAAAGGGCCAUGCAUAUUACUAA